Messenger RNA from Photinus pyralis (common eastern firefly), 5090 nucleotides. It is a transcript of the gene woc, whose product is annotated as zinc finger MYM-type protein 4. The transcript has 17 exons. The record is from RefSeq and is a predicted model, not a curated record. The coding region runs from base 60 to 5006 and encodes 1648 amino acids. Gene Ontology annotation, molecular function: zinc ion binding. NCBI's taxonomy places the organism in Eukaryota, Metazoa, Arthropoda, Insecta, Coleoptera, Lampyridae.
UUGUGCCGUCACUUGUACAGUGUUUUUAACUCCGUCUUUUAUAUGACGUGUCUUGUAAAAUGGACGUGACCGACACACUUCCCGAAACAAUAAUGGAGAACCCUGAAAGUAUUGGUGAUCCAGGAGAGACGCCAGAAGACGUACAGACCACUUCAAAUGAGAAUACAACAGAACCUAAGGCAGAUUUUAUUACUUCUUUAUUGGAAGAUUCGUUUAAUGAACAAUGUGCUUCUGCAGAUAAUAUGUUAAUUGGUGAAUGUGACGAACCAGCGAGUGGUUUAGAACUGUCGCAUCUAGUUGAACAGCCAAAGAGCACAGAUUUUUUUUCUAUUGACAUACAAUCGCCAGAAGAGAGUGAACCUCUAAAGGAAAAUAUGGAUGUUGACGAAGAAAUUGAUACUGCGAAGGAGAAAGACAUUGAGGUAUCAAUAGGCACCACUCGUAAAGAAGUAACGGCUGAAGGUGAUGUUGAACAACCGUCCCAAGAGAUCACACGGUUACCUGAUGAAAUAACAGCUUCUGAACCAGAGGAGGUCCCUGUAACAACGGAAAAUGUUCCACAACCAUCCACAGAUAAACCGAACGUUUCUGAAUUAGAAAAUCCUCCUCCAGAGCCAGUACAUGCAGAUGACAAUAUUCAGCAACCUACCGAAAUAAUACUUACAGUCGAUGAAAGAGAAACUACUGAACUCGACAAACCACCACAGGAGAUUACUGCUGUAACCGAGGCUGUAACUGUCACUGACCAAGAAACUAAUGUUCAGCAACUUCCGACAGAGAUCAUACUGUCAGAUGACGAUGAAACAGACGUUUCUGAAGUUGAAAAACCGUCACAAGAGAUUACAGACGUAGCAGAUAAAGAAGCCAAUCUUCAACAAGUGCCCACAGAGAUCAUACUGACAGACGAUGAAGCAGACCCGUCUGAACUCGAGCCACAUCCACCCGAGAUUGCGGCCAUUACUAUAGAAGACGAUGAUGAUCAUACAAGAUCAGACAUAGUUUUCCCUAACGAAGAAGCUAUGGGGACAGACAACGAAACUGAAAAAGAUGAAUCUGGAGAUAAAGAAACACCUAAUGCAGACACAUUGAUGACUAUACCUGAAAUAAUUUCAUGCGUAAGUGAAAGUGGAACCAAUGUUGUAGAUAGCGUUACAUCAGAGGAUAUACCUACGAGCAGAAAGGAAGGUGAAACCGGUACAGAAGGCAUGGAAGUUCAGGAAUCGGAUACACCAAACGUACCUGCAGAAUCAGAAAAAAAUUCAGAGGUUACAAAGGAUUCUGUAAGCGACGCUGAUAAUGUACUAGGUGACAGUCUAAAUAAGGAAAGCAAUAACGCAGAUGCUAGUGAUGGACAAUCUGCUCCAAUGGAGACGGACACAGUUUCCGAUGAUGUGGUAGAAAAAAGCGUAACUACUGGCAAUGUAGAUACAGAGGAAGUGGACGAUUCAGAUCCUGUAUUUGUGAGCACUGAUAGUGAAAAGACCAGUAGUACAGAAAAAACUGCUGCAGCAACUCAAGAUGACGAAAAUUUCCAAGAAAACCAACCGCAAGAGGAUCCUAUUGGUUCAGAUGAUUUAAUUGCAGUACCGUUGGAUGACGAUGCUGAACCAGAGGCUACCAUUGAAGACCAGGUGGUAGACAUAGAACAAGGAGCAAGUGAAGAGAUGUGUAUCAUACCUGAUACGGAACGUGUUAUAUCACAGGCGGAGAAAGAUGCAGUUGCCUCAAUGGUACCUCUUAGAGAUCCCACAGAAUCUGAACUUUUUACCAACGAUCCUUCAUCAGAGACCACCUCCGCGGAAUCGGCGACAGAUAAUUGCAAGGGUUCAAAUCCAGAAAACUAUGUGGUGUCUCUUUGUACAGAUGAGAAUGUGAAUUCAUGUAUGCAAUGUUGUUUGCCUCGAAAAUCAAAAUAUUCCGUUUUGCAUGAAAAAGUCAUGACUUAUAUAUGCGAUGAUGGGUGCCUGAGCAACUUCAAACGUAGACAUACCGAUAAGAUAAUUAUGAACACUGAAGGUGACCUGAGAGUGAAAAAAUUAACAUCGGGUGUUAACAAUGAUAACAUGGUGGGCAAAGUGAAAUUCUGUAGGAAGUGUGCGGAAUGUCAAAAGGAAUUGGAAUUGAGUAAUUCGCAUUUAUCCUGGCAAACAAUGGAAUUCUGCACUGAACUUUGCUUAUCCAAGUAUCAAAAGAGAGUUGGAUCGAAAUGUUCCAAUUGCAACACAAUUGUUCGUACAAACUGUUUAGGAAAAUACUGUGUACGGUUUGGUUACAACAUUAGACAGUUUUGCAGUAGCGUAUGUCUAGAAGAAUUUAAGAAGGGCCUCAAAGUUUGUUCUUAUUGUCAGAAAGACAUGUCAACUGGCGGAGGCGAUGGAUUCUUGGCGCCCGUAGGAGACAAAGGGCAAUUUAAAGACUUCUGUACACAGUCCUGUAUGGAAAAAUACGAUAUUAUGAGUAACAAUCAAAGCAAACACUCCAAUACGAGCGGCAAUAUGUGCUCUGUAUGUUUAAAAGAGAAACCGACUACUAUCGAAUUUGAACACAACAACAAAAUGAAUUUCUUUUGUGGAGAACCAUGCUUUGUGGCCUUCAAAUUCGUCAACAAUAUCGCGCCAGGAAAGUGUAAUAUGUGCAAAAAGUACUUUGACAACAAAGUUCUGGAAGAAAAUUCCAUGUUUUAUGACAACGCCUUGCUCAGUUUUUGUGCAAAAAGUUGUCAAAAUAUCUACAUAAUUGGUCAUAGAAAAAUCGUACCUUGCAGUUGGUGCAAGGUUAAAAAAUACAAUUUUGACAUGAUCAACCGUCUGUCCGCAUCUGGGGCCUCAUUGUUAAUGUGUUCUUUAAAUUGUCUUAACUUGUAUCAAGUAUCGAUAAAUGCUGUGCAAUCAAAGAAGAAAAACUGUGAUCACUGUCAAAAGAGUUACAAGCCGUUAUAUCAUUUAACAAUGUCUGAUGCGUCAAUUCGUAAUUUCUGCUCCUAUCCAUGCGUGAUGGCGUUCCAAAAUCAGUUUUCAAAAACACCCAUUACACUUAACGAACCGGAGGAUGGUCAACGUACUCGUACUUUGCCUGUACCCACAAGUGGACCUAAAAAAACCAAGAAAUUACUAAAGCCAAAGAAGAAGAGCGCAGUACCUAAAGAACUGCCAACCAUUCCUACUAUACCAGUAAUUAGCAGUGUACAGUCACUGGCCACUACAAAUGGCCCAAGUACCUCACCACCCACCGGACACCGCACAAAGAACAACACUACCACAACUCGACCUCCAAGUCCUAUAAUAAAGACAAAAAUUCUGCGCCAGGUGAUUAUUAAACCCACUCCGAUUCCACCACAUAGAAAUGUAGGCACUUUGUGCAAAAUAAACACAAAAUCAAAGGAAGUUACUGCAAAGCCAACUACUUGCGAUGCAGAAGUACAAACAGACGAAAUUAAGGAAAAAACUAGCAUUAUUCCUAUACCGGUACCAAUUUACGUUCCCGCUCCAAUGUGGAUGUAUUCGAUGCCUCUACCCGUACCAUUUCCUUUCCCUUUGCCAGUACCAGUGCCCAUAUUUAUUCCCACAACUCGUAAUUCGGCUAUGGGAAUUAUGAAAGAAAUUAAGAAAAUCCAAGUCAAAAUUCCCACAGAUCCAUUUGAAGCAGAACUUUUAAUGAUGGCCGAAAUGGUGGCAGGGGAUAAAAAAGAAGAACAUACAGAGUCUGAAAGUGAAGAAGAGGAUACAGCACCACCACCACCUGAAGAACCGACAUACAGUCCUGAACCUGUGGAUCCUAAUAAUUCGUUUGGGGAUGAUAUGCUGCAAAUGGCUUUGAAAAUGGCAACAGAGUUGGACGAACCGGCUGUAGACUUAGAGGGAGCGCUGACUGUCAACACAAUUACGGCAUCUCAAGAAGAGGCUGCACCAGCACCAGUGCCAGCUCCCGAGCAGUCGCCACCCAUACCGAUGACAGAACGUCAAUCAACUCGUGGUCGUAAACGUAUGGGACGCCCACCGAAGGCUGCCCCAAUUACGAGUAAACGAGGUAGACGAACAUCAACGCAGGUGGAUAUUCCCACAAUAACACCUCCACCACCGACUCCUCCUCAAGAACCAGUGGAAAAACCAGAUGCAAAUAUGUGUCUUAAGUAUACAUUUGGAGUAAAUGCCUGGAAACAAUGGGUCACCACAAAAAAUGCCGAAUUGGAGAAGACUUCACGACGUGUGAAAUUGUUUAAACCCGAAAUCUUACAGUUAACUGCUGAUGAACUGAAUUAUUCGUUGUGCUUAUUUGUGAAGGAAGUACGAAAGCCUAAUGGACAAGAGUAUGCUCCUGACACGAUUUAUUAUCUAUGUCUAGGAAUUCAACAGUAUUUGUUCGAAAAUGCCAGAAUCGAUAACAUUUUUUGUGAUUCUUAUUACGAAAAGUUCACCGACUGCCUGGAUGAAGUGGCCAAGAAAUUUUCAGUUUUGUACAAUGAUUCUCAUUACAUCGUCACCCGAGUGGAAGAGGAGCAUUUGUGGGAGAGCAAACAGUUAGGUGCUCAUUCGCCACAUGUUUUAUUGAGCACGCUUAUGUUUUUUAAUACUAAACAUUUUAAUUUAACGACCGUCGAUGAACAUAUGCAGCUUUCAUUUUCUCAUAUAAUGAAGCACUGGAAACGUAAUCCCAAUCAACCCGGUGCAGCCAAAACGCCAGGAUCUCGCAAUGUUUUGUUACGUUUUUACCCACCACAAGUAUCAACAACAGAUACUCCACCUAGAAAGAAAAAAGUUUAUGAACAACAAGAAAAUGAAGACAACCCUCUACGUUGCCCAGUAAAACUGUACGAAUUUUACUUGUCCAAAUGCCCCGAAAGUGUAAAAACACGUAACGACGUUUUUUACUUACUUCCUGAAAGAUCUUGUGUCCCUGAUAGCCCAGUUUGGUACUCCACCAUGCCACUACCAAGGGCAGCUCUUGAAAAAAUGCUGCAUCGUAUUAAAAUGGUCAAGGAAAUUAAUGUAGCACUUUUAACGAGUUAAAUAUGUAAUAUUUCGAAGCGUGUUAUUUUUGUAUUUUUUUUCCAUCAUUACAGACGUACGUACAAUAAAAGUGUAGUUACAUGA